Messenger RNA from Elaeis guineensis (African oil palm), 1116 nucleotides. Lineage: Eukaryota; Viridiplantae; Streptophyta; Magnoliopsida; Arecales; Arecaceae. The record is from RefSeq and is a predicted model, not a curated record.
AGCCACGGGGUCCGGAGAUCGCCACUCGCCAGCCAACCGGAGGGGUAUUUUGGGUACUUGCGCCCUCCGCCAGCCAACCGGAGGGGUAUUUUGGGUACCUGACCUUGUGCCCUAGAUCGGACGGUCAGGGAACAGAUAAAACCCCAAGCACUCCCACCUCAUCAGACCUAAAGCCGUGAGGAAAAUCCUAGCUCCAUCUCCUCCCUCGCACGCCGCAGCUCUUUUCUCUCCCAAAAUGCCGUUCAAGCGUUACGUGGAGAUCGGGAGGGUCGCGCUUGUCAACUAUGGGAAGGACUAUGGCAGGCUUGUCGUCAUCGUCGAUGUUAUCGAUCAGAAUCGAGCUCUGGUUGAUGCCCCUGACAUGGUGCGAGGACAAAUGAAUUUCAAGAGGCUUUCCUUGACUGAUAUAAAGAUUGACAUUCCAAGACUUCCUAAAAAGAAGUCCCUAAUUGCUGCCAUGGAAGCUGCUGACGUGAAGAACAAAUGGGAGAACAGCUCAUGGGGAAGGAAGCUCAUCGUGCAGAAGAGGAGAGCUUCACUAAAUGACUUUGACAGGUUCAAGGUCAUGCUGGCAAGGAUCAAGAUCGUACAUAGGAUCACAAUGAAUGAGUGUUGGAUGAGAUUAUAACGGAAGGCGGGCUUGGAAUAGCAUAGCAAUUGCUGUGCGUUAUUUGAAAGAGAUUCUCCCUUUUUCUUCUUCUUUCUCUCCUUUCUCUUUCUUCUUCUUUUCUUUUUUUUGAAAAAUUCUUUAUGCACCGCGGGAGGUGCAGAACGCAUGCACCGCCCGUGCAGGCAUUGGGCCAAGGCAUGGUGUGCGAAAAAAUUUUUUUUCCUUCUGACCUGCAUGAGCUAAUAAUCACAGAUGGUGUAUGUGGUUUUACAGCACCCACGGUGUGCAAAGAAUCUCUUCUUUUUUUUUUUUUUUUUCUUUUCUUUCUUUUUGGUUGAAUUUCAAAUGAGAGUAUUACCUCGGAGGAUUUUGCGAUUUUGCGAGUAUACAUGCACGCACGCACUUGUGUGUGUAUAUAAGAAUAGAUUUGUGAACUUUUAAAUCAUGUAUUUUAUUAUUUGAACUCGGUUCAAAAAAUUAUUCAAAUUACUCAACUUUGAUGAUAA